UCUCUCAGUAUAUGAAAAGCAACACCCACUAACCCAUUUAGUGAUCUGGAUUCUGGAGUCUGGACCUUCACAUCCUUUUCUUUACUUUUUUUUUCAUCUUUUGUCAGAUAACUGUUCUAUAUUUCUAUCUAUUCCUAUGUACCACUCAACAUCUGAAAUUUUAUAUAUUGCUCAAUUCCUUCCGUAAAGAUUAUUAUUUAUUAGAGACAACGUAACACAGCUUCAAAACGACAAUUAUUCCCCCCCUCAUCGGUUACACCAAAAGAAAGUCAUCUAUAUUUUUGUACACAACAUGAAAGAUUCUCAAUAACACUUUUUUUUUUAAGCAAGCGGGAUGAUCGAACAACUCGAAUUUGGAUAUCAUCAAGUGAGUAUAUGUCUUAAUUAUGUUGACUGAGGAGUUAUUGACAAUUCCCAACAACACCCACAAACAUACACUAGUUUAGAACCAUUGCACUCUCAUAGCUAUAGGUUGAACGACUCGGGUGAUAAUACUUUAUUUGCCGUUGAUUCCUAUACAAAUCCGUUAAUGAGUAUAUAUAUAUAACCUUACAUACACUAGAACACCAAUGCAACUAUACAAGAGUUCUCUCAAAUAGUCAAGAUAAACCAACUCCUCUCUCCCUCAUCGAUCAUGUUUCUAAAAGACAACUAAAAUCCAACCCCAUGAUCCUCUUUUAAAAACACAAGCACCCCCUCGUAUCUAUCUCUUCAAACCCUUCCAUUCACAACCAAUAUUCUUACCCAAAGUCUAUUGAUGUGGGGUAAAAUGGAUACCUUAUUUAGAUUAGUUGGUCUUCAACAACAACAGCAGCAACAAUCUGAUCAAUUGUCUUUCAAUAAUUCAACCAGCAGGACCUCUAGCAGCUCUAGAUCCUCAAGACAAUACCAUAACCACCACAUUCAAGAAGACCCAGAAUGCUUCAACCCUUUCAUGGAUGAUGAAGACUUCUCCUCGUCUUCUUCUAAACACUACAACCUCUAUCCUUAUCAUCACCACCAAUCCACCCCCACCACCACAAGCACUCCCUCUCACUCUCAUCAUUCUCACCACUCACACCAUGCCUUUGAAUCCUCCACCACCACCACCACACCUGACCCACAAUUCUCCUUCGAUUUCUCCUGCAAGUGGGCUUCCCAUAUCCUUCUGGAAACCGCAAGAGCAAUCGCGGAAAAGGAUAGCAUCAAACUCCAACAACUCAUGUGGAUGCUCAACGAACUAAGCUCUCCUUACGGCGACACCGAACAAAAACUCGCCUCCUACUUCCUCCAAGCCUUGUUCAGUCGCAUGACCGACUCCGGCCUCCGAUGCUACGACACCUUGUCCUCUGCCUCCGAAAAAAUCUCCUCCUUCGAAUCAACAAGGAAGACUCUACUCAAAUUCCAAGAGCUAAGCCCUUGGAUUACAUUCGGUCACGUAGCAUCCAACGGCGCAAUCAUCGAAUCAUUCGAAGGAGAAACCAAGCUCCACAUAAUCGAUAUCAGUAACACAUGCUGCACUCAAUGGCCUACUCUGCUCGAAUCCCUAGCGACUCGUUCCGACGAAACCCCACAUUUGAGGCUAACAACCGUCGUCGUUACCAAAAAAGAGGCCGUUUUGGGAUCUGGUAAAGUAAUGGUGGAGAUCGGGAGGAGAAUGGAGAAAUUCGCGAGGCUUAUGGGGGUUCCUUUCGAGUUCAAUGUUGUAAAUCAUAUUGGGGAUUUGUCUGAUUUGAAUUUUAGGGAUUUGGAUGUUAGGGAUGAUGAAGCCCUAGCGAUUAAUAUUGUGGGGACACUGCAUUCAAUCACGCCCGUUGAUGAUAGACGAGAUUACGUGAUAUCGAAUUUUAGGAGAUUGAAUCCGAGGAUCAUGACCGUUGUUGAAGAGGAGGCUGAUCUUGACGUGGGUGAUGAAGGCUUGGAUUUCGUUCAUGGGUUUCAGGAAUGUUUGAGAUUUUUUAGGAUUUAUUUUGAGUCGUUGGAUGAGAGUUUUCCUCGGGCAAAUAAUGAACGGUUGAUGCUUGAAAGAGGUGCGGGGAGGGCGAUCGUUGACUUGCUGGCGGGUCAACCGUCUGAUUCGAUCGAACGGCGAGAGUGCGCCACGAGCUGGACGAGGAGGUUGCAUGGACGGGGAGGUGGGUUUAGUCCUGUGGCGUAUAGUGAUGAGGUUUGUGAUGAUGUACGCGCCUUGUUGAGAAGGUAUAAGGAGGGUUGUUGGUCAAUGACACCGUCAACGACCGAUACGGCCGGAAUAUUCUUGUCGUGGAAGGACCAACCGGUGGUUUGGGCCAGUGCAUGGAGACCUUGAUGUGGUGAUUAGCACGUGUGGUUUGUUUUUUUUUUUUUUACUUGCAUGGAGGGAAGGAUGAAGCAUGGAUGACAAGGAAAAAGAGUAGCUUGGUUUUGAAUAGGUGAUGAAGUAAAUUGAUUUUCAUUAUUAUUUUCGUUAAUCGUUCUUAAUUAUUACCACUUUGUGAGUGUUUUUGAUAUUGUGGAAAAUUGAAUGAAUAGAUCAACAUUCAAUUCCCAUCAUGUUAAUGGAUACAUGAUCUUUUU
Molecule: messenger RNA, 2535 nt
Organism: Tripterygium wilfordii
Lineage: Eukaryota; Viridiplantae; Streptophyta; Magnoliopsida; Celastrales; Celastraceae
Product: protein SHORT-ROOT-like
Exons: 1
Coding region: 758-2287 (509 amino acids)
Biological process (GO): leaf development; asymmetric cell division; negative regulation of mitotic cell cycle
Cellular component (GO): nucleus
Molecular function (GO): DNA-binding transcription factor activity; sequence-specific DNA binding
Source: RefSeq, a predicted model, not a curated record